AUGAUCGUUUUAGCGGGCUCCUCUGUUUCCUCCGUUUCCUCUGUUUGUUGUUCCCAGCAACAACGACGAGUUUUACGACCCCGACAACAAUUUUGUCGCCGUCGGUUAGUACUACUCCGCGUUGAAGAUGAUGAUGAUGACUCACGUAAUAAACGACGACCGAAUUUUGUGGUGCACUCGUCGUCGUCGUUGUUCUCAAAACGAAGGACAUCACCAUCGUCUAAAAUAUGUGCUGCUUCUUCGAGUAAUAAUAACGGGGUUACCAAUUAUAAUCAACUCGGAGGAAAACGACGAGGGAAACUAAACGGGGCGGGAGUGGUAACCAAGUUGGUAAAAAAAGACACGCAAUUCGAACAACUCGGCUUAUCUCCGGACGAGUUGGAGCAGUAUAACCAAGAAACCGCUGGAUACAAAAGCAUAAUAAACGCCGCUCUGGAAGUUUUAUUGGAAACGUGUCCACCGUUUAUACCGGAAGGCACGGAAACCGACGUGGAGCGGUUUAAAGACGAAGACAUUGAAUCCUUUACUCUGAACGAUAAGAUAUUUAACCCGGAGAUGUCGUGGUUGGCGUUUAACUGGAGAGUUCUGGCAGCCGCGGCGGACGAGAACAUUCCGGCGUUCGAACGACUUCGGUUUUUAGCGAUUAGCGGGAGAAACCUGGACGAGUUUUUCGCCAAGCGAGUUGGGGCGUUAAAGAGGCAAGAAUCUGUCGGGGUUGGGAACUUAGUCAAGAAAAGAGGUAAGAACAUAUGGUCGCCGAGGAAAACGCUCGAAUACGUCAGCGCGGAAGUAGAAAAAAUGUCGGAUAUUCAGGCGGAGUUGUACAUCGAACAAAUAGCGCCGAGUUUAGCGGAUUAUAACAUCAGGAUUUUAUCGCACGACGAUAUGGACAAGGAAACGGUUCAGAAAGUUCGCGAAUGGUACCACGACUAUGUGGAACCGAUUUUAGAUCCGAGAGCGAUCGAUCCGUGCCACCCGUUUCCGUUUUUACCGAGUUUGUCCAUAGCGUUGGCAGUGGAGUUGGAAGACGCGUACUCAAACGAGAAAUUCGCGGUGGUUUCUGUUCCAUCCGUGGUGGACAGAUGGAUCGACGUUGGCGAGUUUAUGGACGAAACUAAAGGUAAACUUUUUUUGCCUUUAGAGCAAAUUUUAGAGGCGAACAUGGACACGUUGUUUCAAGGAUGUAACAUUCGCGCGUGUCACGCGUUUCGAGUGUGUAGAAACGCGGACGUCGAAAGAAACGAGGAGGAGGCGGAAGAUUUGUUAGAGAUGAUGUCUGACGAAGUUCGAACGAGACGUUUUGCAUCGUUCGUUCGGUUGGAAGUGCAAGACACGAUGCCUGAACACGUGAAAGACCGUUUGAUGAAAUCUCUCGAGUUGAGAUCGUUCGACGUGACUUCGGUGCCGCACGCCGCGCCGUUGGGAUUCGGCGUUUUAGAUUCCAUCGACGUGAGUUUUGAAAUGGACGACGCCUUAGUUUUUGACCACUGGUCUCCGAGAACGCACCCGAGAUUGGUUGGUAUCGACGUCCCUUCCUCGUCUGCUUCCGAGGCGGAAGAGAUGAGCAAACGUAAUAUUUUCGACGAGAUUAAAAAAGGAGAUAUUUUAGUCCACCACCCGUACCAUUCGUUCGCGACGUCCACGCAAGCUUUCUUCGAAGCCGCGGCAAGAGAUAAGGAUGUUUUGAGCAUUAAAUCGACGUUGUAUAGAACUUCAUCGAACUCGCCAAUUAUAUCGAGUUUGAUUAAAGCUUGCGAUAACGGGAAAAACGUCGCCGUGUUGGUUGAAUUGAAAGCUCGAUUCGACGAAGAGCGAAACUUGGGUUUUGCGGAACGACUUGAAACUGCCGGGUGUAACGUCGCGUACGGCGUAAAAGGCGUGAAAACGCACUGUAAAGCAACUUUAGUCGUACGAAGAGAAGGAGAAAAGCUCGUGAAGUACGUUCACUUAGGAACUGGGAACUAUAACCCGUCCACGGCGGGUAUUUAUACCGAUUACGGCAUGUUUACGUGCAAAGAAGAAUACGGCGAAGACGCCGUGAAUUUGUUCAAGUUUUUAAUGGGCCAUCAUUUCCAAAAAGAAUUCAACAGAUUGCUGGUUGCGCCGCAAAGCUUACAAUCUAGCAUGGUGGAUUUAAUCGAGAACGAAAUCACCGCCGCAAAGAAAGGGUACAAAGCGUCCAUCACGGCUAAAAUGAACGGUUUAGACGACCCGGAGAUUUGUAAAGCGUUUUAUCGGGCGAGCCAGGCGGGCGUGAGCGUGAAUUUGAUCGUUCGGGGCAUUUGUAGAAUUCGCCCUGGCGUCCCAGGCAUUUCCGAAAACAUUCGCGUGAUCUCAAUCAUCGGUCGAUUCUUAGAACACCACAGAUGCUUUCGAUUCGAAAACGCGCUUCAGACAGGGAAAGCGGAUCCGAAGAUUUACAUGGGUAGCGCAGAUUUGAUGCGAAGAAAUUUGUUACAUCGCGUCGAAGUCGUCACGUUAGUCGAAGAUGAGAGAAUCAGGUGCGAAAUCCAAGACAUGCUCGAUGCUUGUCUCGUGGAUGGUGUCUUAGCGUGGGAGUUAGGUGCGGAUGGACGAUAUCAUCGUACUCCGGAAGCGCGAGCGAUUGCGGCGAAACACUCGAGCCAAGAUCCCGGGAAAGGAAAACUCAUGCCAAUUGCCGCGACAAAAGGUUUACACGCGAGUUUAAUGGUCGACGUGUUAAAGAAACGAAGUAAAAGUAAAACGAAACAAUCUGUCGCGGGUAUUGCGGCCAAGAAUUUAAAAUAUGCGGCGAGAAUGCCAAAGCAAGCGAUGGUGAAGAGUGCGGAGGAUAUGGCGCAGCCGGAGAAGUUGGAGAAAGCUGAAAGUGCCUUUCCCGUGUCCUCUUCUUCUUCUUCUUCUUCGGACAAGAGACCUUCGAUGCAUGAAAUCAUCGAUGCGAAUGCGAGACCGAUAGAGGGAGAAAAAGUGAUUAAUGACACCAGCGAGGAUAGUAUGGACGACGUCGCGUUCGAUAUGGAGGUUUAA
Molecule: messenger RNA, 3009 nt
Organism: Bathycoccus prasinos
Lineage: Eukaryota; Viridiplantae; Chlorophyta; Mamiellophyceae; Mamiellales; Bathycoccaceae
Product: polyphosphate kinase
Exons: 1
Coding region: 1-3009 (1002 amino acids)
Biological process (GO): polyphosphate biosynthetic process
Cellular component (GO): polyphosphate kinase complex
Molecular function (GO): polyphosphate kinase activity
Source: RefSeq, a predicted model, not a curated record